CCAGAGUCCUCUGCAGGAAAGGGACCAAGAGCUGGGCUCGUUUGGCUUCUGGGCUCACCUGAUACCUGUAAAUCACCAAUCAUGAAGAUCCUGUACCUGCUCUUUUCCCUCCUCUUCUUGGCACUCCAGGUUUCUCCAGGUUUGUCUUCCCCCCGUCGGGACAUGUUGUUCUGUAGAAAAGGCUCCUGUCACUUUGGGAGAUGUCCCAUCCAUCUGAUUAAAGUUGGACGUUGCUUUGGGUUCCGUUCCUGCUGCAAAGCGCCAUGGGAUCUCUAAAACCUGAGGGAAUGUCCAUUCAAAGAGUGAUGAAAAUUUCUCCUAAACCCAGGAAUUUGCUUUGAAUCCCC
This is a messenger RNA of Calypte anna (Anna's hummingbird), 347 nucleotides long. Its product is annotated as antimicrobial peptide THP2. The record is from RefSeq and is a predicted model, not a curated record. Gene Ontology annotation, biological process: defense response. Bases 82 to 276 code for a protein of 64 amino acids. Gene Ontology annotation, cellular component: extracellular region. Lineage: Eukaryota; Metazoa; Chordata; Aves; Apodiformes; Trochilidae. The transcript has 4 exons.